Molecule: messenger RNA, 618 nt
Organism: Colletes gigas
Lineage: Eukaryota; Metazoa; Arthropoda; Insecta; Hymenoptera; Colletidae
Exons: 3
Coding region: 54-425 (123 amino acids)
Biological process (GO): cristae formation
Cellular component (GO): mitochondrial crista junction; MICOS complex
Source: RefSeq, a predicted model, not a curated record
AAAGUACAACCAGAAGACCAGAAUUAUUGUAUCAAACUAAUUUAUAUUAUACGAUGGGUUUGAUCGGGUUAGUACGUGCUCUAAAAUCUAAGGAUGGAAAUCUGUUGUGGUUUACGAUAAAAACUACUGUUGUGGGGGGUAUCGUAUAUUACACCUAUUACGAAGGUUUGUGGUCGAAAUCAGAAAAAACUGCUAAAUUAUACGGAAGAAUAUACAAUAAUGUUGCGCCUUAUGUUAAAGACAAUAUACCUAAGGAAGUAGCACACGAGUACAAUCGACUGCCAAGCGUCACAACUAUUUCAUCAUGUUCGAAGAAAUGUUGGAACAAAGGUGUUAUGACAUCCAUGAAAUUUAUGUCUAAUUUACCCACUCAUGUUGUUAAUGGGGCAACCAGUCUUUCAGAAACUAUACAGAAAUAUACAUAAGAACAGAAGCAAUAGGUUGAAUACUAAAUUGUUUAUAAUGUCAUUAGUACAUCUACAUAUUUUGGAUGUAAAUUAUAUAGUUGAAUGUUGCGAAUGAACAGAUUAUUAUUUAUUUUAUGUCAACAUUUAUUUUGUACAUAGCAACUUUUACAAUAUUAUGAUCUACUUGGUUAUACGUAUUUAACAGCCUCGU